Molecule: messenger RNA, 1757 nt
Organism: Colletes gigas
Lineage: Eukaryota; Metazoa; Arthropoda; Insecta; Hymenoptera; Colletidae
Gene: Syx7
Product: syntaxin-7
Exons: 6
Coding region: 301-1116 (271 amino acids)
Biological process (GO): intracellular protein transport; vesicle-mediated transport; vesicle fusion
Cellular component (GO): endomembrane system; membrane; SNARE complex
Molecular function (GO): SNARE binding; SNAP receptor activity
Source: RefSeq, a predicted model, not a curated record
CGCUUUAUCGAUUUACGGUGAAGUUUUAGAGCUUCGCGUAGUGAACUUGGUUCAUUUCGAAGAGCAACAUAAAGAUCGAUGCAUAUACCUAGCCUUUUUCACGAGAAAUAGUUUUUUCGACGGUUCAACGUGUCAAGGAAUUUGUCGAAAACUAACAGAAGUGACUUUUAUCACGAAUGGAUAACUCGAUGUAUUAACCAGUGGAAUAAAUAACCUCUAACGCAGGGGUUACUAUCUUUUUUUGUACAUUGACGAAUAUUUCGUUAGUUAUAACCUAGACUAAAUAAAAUACAAGCCAAUAUGGAUAUCGGGUUCUCAUCGUACCACAAUGGUGGUCCUGCGAGGGAACAAGACCAAGGUAGACUCUCUCAAACGAUUGGCACGUCAAUUUUGAAGAUAUCUCAAAAUGUAUCUUCGAUGCAAAAGAUGGUCAACCAAUUGGGGAGUUCUACAGACUCUCAGGAACUUCGAAAUCAAUUGCAUCAAAUACAACAUUACACGCAGCAGCUGGCAAAAGAUACAAGCGUACAUCUUCGAGACUUGGCUGUAUUAGCUAACAAUUCGGGCUCGACCAGCCCUGGAGAACAAAGGCAGCGUAAGAUGCAAAGGGAACGUCUGCAAGAUGAAUUUACUAGUGCACUGAACUCAUUUCAAGCAGUGCAAAGGCUUGCAGCUUCCAAGGAGAAGGAAAUGGUCAGGAAAGCUAAAGCAAAUGUUGGUAUCGCACCGUACGGAGAAAAGAAACAAGAAACGUUGAUAGAAUUGCAAGAUAGUAGAACUCAGAAACAAAUACAGCAGCAACAAAUGAAAGACGAACAAAAUUUGCGAAUGUUGGAGGAGCAAGAAGCAAGCAUAAGACAAUUGGAGAGUAAUAUCAGCGAUAUUAACCAAAUUUUUAAAGACCUCGGUACUUUAGUAUACGAUCAAGCAGUAGUAAUUGAUUCCAUAGAAGCUUCUGUCGAAAGGACAGAGGUGUCUGUCAGUGAAGGUACUUCACAAGUCAGGCAAGCGAGUAUCUAUAAAACUAAACUGCGCAAGAAAAAAUGUAUACUUGUUAUUAUCGGAGUUGUUAUACUGUCUAUAUUAAUCGGGAUCAUAGUUUGGCGGAGCUCUUAAAUCUAUUCAUGCCGUCGAUGAUACACACGCGCGAGUAGUGAGACGUUAAAGGUGUAGCUGCAUCUUAAUUGCAAGGUACCAUAAGUUGGUGUAUUUUGAUGAAACCCCUAUUUUAAUUACAAAUUGCUUUACGAGUAUCUGGGAAGCAUAGUACUAUCAAAGAGAAUGAACGCAAAGAAACUUGCAUCGUUCUGUAUCUUACCGAUAACAUUCUUGUAAUUGUGAUAAUAAAUGGUGCAAGAUCUAUUUUGCAAGUAAGGUGUACAAUGGCAAGCCUUAGAUUGCCCUGUCCAUUUGUAACUUUCAUUACUCAUUGCAUAAUACUGAUGCGUAAAGACACGUAUAAAAGUAUAUACACAUAUGCAUAGGUCUAUCAGUGGUGUAGUCGUGAUUAAUAUCCCAUAUGGUUUUAUGAAAUAUACUCGGAGAGUAUUGAGAUUCAUUUCAAGCAUUGCUAAUAUGCGCUGUAAAAUGCGAAUCUUACGUGAAGUGUAUGAGUCAGUAUGGAUGGAUAUGUUGAUAUAAUCAUUGUAUAGUAUGUAAACGCGUUUUGAACGUCCUUCGAAGUCUUAUUGAUAAUAACAAGGUGAUCAAUUAAAGAUACGUGAAACAACAAAAGAAUAUGAAUGAAAGAUCGAUGU